Messenger RNA from Camellia sinensis, 2095 nucleotides. The record is from RefSeq and is a predicted model, not a curated record. NCBI's taxonomy places the organism in Eukaryota, Viridiplantae, Streptophyta, Magnoliopsida, Ericales, Theaceae.
ACUACUGUCUACAAUCUCGAUUUCGAUGUCGAAGUUCUCUCUCUUUCUCUCAAAAUCUUCAUUCCGCUGAUUCUUCUCCUAGGGUUUACAGUCUUGAAUCUCCUCCUAGGGUUUGGAUGUGAGGUCAGAUUGUGUGUCAUAUCAUCAUUUCUAUCGCAACUUUACUAUUUGUUGUGCUUAAAUAUCUCAAUUGUUUAAAUGUUGUUUUGAUUACAUUUCAGUCCCUUUGUUUGCGAUUUGAUAUGUUAGCAGUGGCUUAAUGCAUUUCAGAGGGGCAAGUUAAUAAAGUUUAAGGCUGAUUUGCAUCUGUUAUUUGUCGAACAAAUGGAACCUCCUCUUAUCUGGAGAGAUGGAAUUUUCAAACUUUGCAUAAUUAAAUGAUAAUGAGGUCUUAACAAGGAAGGUGGAAUUUGGGUAGAAGUAUCUAUUCAAUUCAAAGUAAAAUUGGUAAAUACCACCAAAUGUGAAAUGGCUACCUGAUAAUCAAACCUACCUUUUUUUUUCAAGCAGCUUCCAUGGAAUAAAACCACCACUGGCCUAUCUGUCAAUCAAACCAACCUUGUUUUUGUUUUUGUUUAUCAAAUUUCUAAAUAGGGACCCAAUGCAAAGUAGAGCCACUAAUUUUAUUAUACCCUUUGGAUAAUAGAUAUAUAGGUUCUCUUCUCUUGUUCUAGUUUCAAAAUUUGUGUAUGUUCUUCAAAACAAGCCACCAUAGACUCGUAGUUUCCAAAAACAUAACACAUUUGGGAGUGAUUUUGAAAUGGGUUUGAUGGGUGAGAACCUAACACAGAUUGUGAUACCUGUGGCUGCUUUAGUGGGGAUUGUGUUUGCUUUGUUUCAGUGGUUUUGGUGUCAAAGGUGAGGGUAAUUGGGUCUGGUUUGGAUGGAUAUAAGGACAGGUUGAUCGAAGAAGAUGAACCACAGGAGGGUAAUGACUCUGAGGAGGCUAUUGCCAAGCGUGCUGAGAUUCAAAAUGCCAUUUCUGUUGGAGCAACAUCAUUUCUAUUUACUCAAUACAAGUACCUUAGCAUCUUCACGGUUGUGUUUGGUGCUAUCAUGUUCAUUUUCCUUGGAUCGGUAAAUGGAUUCAACACCAAAAGUGAACCAUGCACAUAUAAUCAAGGAAACCUUUGUAAACCGGCCCUUGCCAAUGCCAUCUUGACCACAAUUGCCUUCUUGCUUGGCGCUCUCACUUCUGUACUCUCCGGUUUUCUUGGAAUGAAAAUCGCAACCUAUGCUAAUGCCAGAACCACUUUAGAAGCAAGAAAGGGUGUCGGGACAGCAUUUAUAACAGCUUUUCGCUCUGGUGGGGUGAUUGGAUUCCUUCUAGCUGCCAAUGGCCUUUUGGUUCUUUAUGUCUCUGUCAAUCUUUUUAAACUCUACUAUGGGGAUGAUUGGGAGGGACUUUAUGAAUCUAUAACCGGUUAUGGUCUUGGGGGUUCUUCAAUGGCGUUAUUUGGCAGAGUUGGAGGAGGUAUAUACACGAAAGCAGCUGAUGUUGGUGCUGACCUUGUUGGGAAAGUUGAACGAAAUAUCCCAGAAGAUGAUCCGCGUAACCCAGCUAUAAGUUUUUAUCCCUGGUACCCCCAUAAAUAUCAUGAUCACAGAAAAUCAAUAAAUACACUGUAAAAAUGCAAAUCAAAAGUAAAGUAGAUAAAUUUGGCUUAUGAUUAUGAGAGGCACGUAAUUGCUUUCCUAAAGUUGUUAUUGCCUCCCCAUGAUAAGGUAUUAGCAGACAAUGACACCUUCAAGAUACAACUCAAAUCACUGAAAGGUCAAUGAAUUGUCUAUCAUCGAAGUUGCCUAUAAAUAUAUGAAUAUAAUCAAAGAAAAACAAUAGAGGGAAAACAAAAUAAAUUAUUCAAAACUAAAGAACUCCAAUGUCUUAUAUAGACAUUGUAGUGUCUUUCUCCAUUAGGGACAGAACUUUUAGAUUAAAAGAACAUAAAGUUUUGUGGCUUCAAAAAUAUUUCCAACAGUUUCUAAACUUCUAAAUCAAUCCUUAAAUUUGUCAGCUGAAUUGGAUUGGAUUAGUUGUUACUCUUUUUAUAGCUGAAUUGGAUUAGUUCUCUAUUGUGGUAUUGAGACUUCAUUC